Messenger RNA from Laetiporus sulphureus 93-53, 1350 nucleotides. RefSeq lists its product as uncharacterized. NCBI's taxonomy places the organism in Eukaryota, Fungi, Basidiomycota, Agaricomycetes, Polyporales, Laetiporaceae. The transcript has a single exon. Bases 191 to 997 code for a protein of 268 amino acids. The record is from RefSeq and is a predicted model, not a curated record.
CCCUCCGUCGAAGAGCGCCGGUCCCAGAAGUCACCGCAGAAACCCGACGGCCGCGGCUUGCGGCGGGACGGCGACAGGCACAGGUCAUUUUUACCUCCUCCUCCUACCACAAGGCUGACACUCACUAUCGCUAUACAUGACGCCCGCCAGGCUUGCCUUGCUCUAAUACUGGUUGUAGCAUAUUACCGCCAUGUCCUCCGACCACCAAGUUGAAUUUGGUCCCGAAGCCGAUGUUGCCCCACCCACCGUCGCCCUACUCAUCCUCUGCCUCUCAACGGGCUUCAUCGAUAGUCUUACCUUCGCCGCCACCGGCGUUUGGUGUGCUUUCGUCACCGGCACCACCGUACAGCUUGGGAUGAACGCCCCCGGCCUCUUCGACGCCCUCACCUCGUCCCAACGGCCCACGUUCAAGCACGCCCUUUCCCGCUUCGUCGCAUCCACCGCCUUUGCACGUAUCGUGGCUUUAUCGGGCUUCCUCUGCGGUGCGGCGGUCGGCUCGAACACACCUGUCCGCAAUCUCUCUUUAACAGUCUCAGGCGCCGUGCAGGCCGUCCUCCUCGCAUGUGCUGCAACGCUUGUGCUCCAGAGCCUUUCUGGCACGCCUGACCUGCACAUCGGCCUCCCGCGUCCCCAUGCGGUGCUCGCACUCGUUUCUGCUAGCAUGUCUCUCCAAGCUGAGCUUGUCAGGCGUGCACACACUCCGUUUGGCACCAGCGUCGCGUGGACCAGUAUCUGGCUUGAUAUGGUCGAUUCGCGCUGCUCUCGCAUGCAAAGGGCGAAAAAGGCGUCGGGCCUUAUGGCGCUGGUCUCAGGAGCCGCAAUAGGCGCACUGACCCUGCGAUGGGGGCGAUCGCCAGAGGAAAGCGAUAGCGAGGCAGCCAUACAAUUGGCAAGAAGGGUCGGCUGGGGAUUCGUGGUCGCGACGUUGGUCAAGGUUGUCGUCGUAGGGAUGUUUUGGAGGAAAGAGAGAGCUGUUGGUAGGAUACGUCUCGGAUGAGACGAAACCAACGUACCCUCUGGCCCGCAAGUCCUCGCAGGUUGCGCUGUAACAUCUGAGUGUCGCUCAUCCAUUAAACCUUACGCAUUGAUCACCUUGGAGGAUCAGCAAGACCUUCCACAAGCGCGACGCUUGCCACGCAUGGGGCUCCUGCUAUGGGUUUACACAGAAGUAACGAGGAGGAGCCGAACGCUGCCCUGGGAUAGGGAGUGUGAGGGAGUCGAUAGUAUACUUCUUGGCUGGGCGGUCCAUCCGCAUUUUUUUUUAGAAGCCGUCGCACUCAUUGAUGUCCCAUUGAACGGCCUGUGCACAUGAGGGAGGAGUGUGCUAAGAUGCACGUAACCGUGUUCGCA